Fulvia fulva is the source of this 879-nucleotide messenger RNA. Its product is annotated as COP9 signalosome complex subunit 7a. The coding region runs from base 1 to 879 and encodes 292 amino acids. Gene Ontology annotation, cellular component: COP9 signalosome. The transcript has 2 exons. Lineage: Eukaryota; Fungi; Ascomycota; Dothideomycetes; Mycosphaerellales; Mycosphaerellaceae. The record is from RefSeq and is a predicted model, not a curated record.
AUGGACGCCUCACGCGCCAUCAACGCGCUCGCACCGUUUGUCGCGCUUGCCAAAUCAGCAACAGCACCAAGAGCCGCCGCCGGCCUCAUCACACAGGCAACUUCAGCACAGAACACAUAUGUUUUCGCCGAACUAUUACAACAGCCGAACAUCAAAGCCCUUGCAGGCAAUGAGCAACAUGGCAGCUCAUACGAGCUCCUCAAGUGCUUCGCAUGGGGUACUUGGGAGACAUACAAAGCAACACCAGGACUUCCCGAGCUGUCAGAUGCCCAAGCCCUCAAACUCCGCCAACUGUCCAUACUCACCAUCGCAUCGCAACAGUCUUCAGCCACCUCAAGGACCUCCAACCUAAGCUACCAGUCCCUCUGCACCCGACUCGACCUCACCUCCUCCGUCGACCUCGAGCACCUCAUCACCCAAGCAAUGUACAGCGACCUCAUCACCGGAACUCUCAAUCCGGCCUCUCAGACCGUCGUUAUCACCUCCGUAGCACCCCUCCGCGACCUCGCUCCAGGCAGCGUCCAGUCCAUGAUCUCCGAGCUGGCAGCAUGGUCUGGACGCUGCGACUGGGUGCUCGCCGAGCUUGAAGCAGAGAUCAAGAAGGUCAAAGCAGACGCCGAGAGACGUGCGAAGCGGGAGUCAAGAACCGAGAAACAGAUCAAGGCCGUGACGGAUGCGGGUGAGCAGGGCUCGACAAUGUCUCUGGGUGGUUCUGGGGCAAGCAGGAGUGGUCACAAUACUCGAGGUGCGAAGAAGGAUGAUGACGAGGAAGACGGCGACAUGAUGGACUUGGAUGAUGGCAAGGUCACUGGCGCCGUGAAGAAGGGCGGUAAGAAUAUCCUGCAGCGUCUCACAAGAGGGAGCAGUGGGAAGAGCUGA